GCUCAGUCAUGGCAGAAAAAAGAAAAGGAAAUUUUUCGGAGACCGAGAUAGAGGUGCUUGUGGAUGAGGUGGAGGCCAGGAAGAGUAUUUUGUUUGGUGGUCAUAGUAGUGGCAUCACUAACAAAAGAAAAGGCACUGAGUGGCAGCAAGUUGUCACCUCUGUCAACAGUGUGAGUGCCACAGAGAGAACUGUGGCAGAGGUGAAAAAGAAGUGGUCUGAUUUGAAGGUGGAGACCAAGAAGAGAGUGACAAGCCAUCGCCAAAGCGUGUCUGCUACAGGUGGGGAUAGAGGCAAACCUGAGCCCACACCUCUGGACAGCAGGAUAGCAUCCAUCCUCGGGACGGCCAGCGGGUGUGGAAUCGUGUCAGAGAAGGAAGGAGACACCGAUUUGGCAGAGCCCACAGAGGAGACCGAGUUGGAAACGCUGGCUGACGAGGAGGUUCCGACCACAGCGUGUCCUGUCAGCGUGGAUGAAUCCUGGCUGUCCCCAGUACAAGUACAUCCUGAGACCAUGGCACACCCAGAAGUGGUCGGGUCCUGACAGACAGAGUCCUACAAUCACAAAGGGACACCAUCGGUGCCAUAAAUGAAGUGCGGGAUGAGCUCCAGCAAAUACGCACCGUAAUGAACAACAUGUGUGAGGUCCUGUCUGACAUU
This is a messenger RNA of Amphiprion ocellaris (clown anemonefish), 658 nucleotides long. RefSeq names its product myb/SANT-like DNA-binding domain-containing protein 4. Lineage: Eukaryota; Metazoa; Chordata; Actinopteri; Pomacentridae. The coding region runs from base 9 to 542 and encodes 177 amino acids. The transcript is spliced from 2 exons. The record is from RefSeq and is a predicted model, not a curated record. Gene Ontology annotation, cellular component: nucleus.